Molecule: messenger RNA, 3412 nt
Organism: Callorhinchus milii (elephant shark)
Lineage: Eukaryota; Metazoa; Chordata; Chondrichthyes; Chimaeriformes; Callorhinchidae
Product: CTP synthase 1
Exons: 21
Coding region: 241-2181 (646 amino acids)
Biological process (GO): pyrimidine nucleobase biosynthetic process; CTP biosynthetic process
Cellular component (GO): cytoophidium; cytoplasm
Molecular function (GO): CTP synthase activity; identical protein binding
Source: RefSeq, a predicted model, not a curated record
CCCCAACUCACCCGUGCACCCGGAUAAAAUGACCGCCUAACUUCGCGGCUGCUCUGCGGGACGUUGCUGCGCUCUGCGCUCACCCACAAAGUGCAGCGGUAACUGCGCUUUACGGUGAACCCCCGUGAAACGCUUCUCGACGUCCUCCCCGAUGCGGAAAGCGCUGUGUCGGAACCGAGGAAUGACUUCCGAGGUGAAGUGUCUGACACUCUACCGAGGCCUGUGAAGGAGAACGAGCAGAUGUGGGCGAUCUCUGCGCACGUGCGUUCUUCCAGACCGCAGCUGCGACAUUUAAUGAAGGGAAUCCUCGGAGAAGGGUCCGGUCGCCACUACGUCAAGCCUCUCGUAGGAGGAGCUGGAUGGUGUCAGGGGUUUCACACGGGGCAAGGCUUCAGAGCACCGAUGAAGUACAUUUUGGUUACGGGAGGCGUGAUCUCCGGGAUUGGGAAAGGAAUCAUUGCCAGCAGCAUCGGGACCAUCCUGAAGUCCUGCGGGCUGCACGUCACCUCCAUCAAAAUCGACCCGUACAUCAACAUCGACGCCGGAACAUUCUCCCCGUACGAACACGGAGAGGUAUUUGUGUUAGAUGAUGGCGGAGAAGUGGACCUGGAUCUGGGCAAUUACGAGAGGUUCCUGGACAUCCGUUUAACGAAGGAUAACAAUAUUACAACAGGCAAGAUCUAUCAGUCGGUCAUCAAUAAGGAACGAAAAGGAGAUUACUUGGGCAAAACUGUACAAGUCGUCCCCCACAUCACGGACGCGAUUCAGGAGUGGGUCGUGCGACAAGCACUGAUUCCGGUGGACGGGGAUGGUGUGGAGCCUGAGGUCUGUGUCAUUGAGCUGGGGGGCACCGUGGGGGACAUUGAAAGCAUGCCCUUCAUUGAAGCUUUCCGGCAGUUCCAGUUCAAAGCCAAAAAGGAGAACUUCUGCAACAUUCACGUCAGCUUAGUGCCUCAGCCGAACGCUACAGGGGAACAAAAGACAAAACCCACACAGAACAGCGUUCGGGAGCUGAGAGGAUUGGGACUGUCACCAGAUUUGAUUGUCUGUCGGUGCUCGACCCCCAUGGAGAAGUCGGUGAAAGAAAAGAUUUCCAUGUUCUGUCACGUGGAGCCCGAGCAGGUUAUUUGCGUGCACGAUGUUUGUUCUCUCUACCGGGUCCCUCUGUUACUUGAAGCAGAGGGGGUGGUGGAAUAUUUUAGGCAGAGGCUCAAUCUCCAAAUUCAAACUCGACCACGAAGAUUGCUGACAAAGUGGAAAGAGAUGGCGGACAGGUACGAUCGCACAUUGGAAACUUGUUCCAUAGCAUUGGUUGGUAAAUACACCAAACUCUCUGAUUCAUACGCCUCCGUCAUCAAGGCCCUGGAACACUCCGCUCUAGCUAUAAACCAGAAACUGGAUGUAAAGUAUAUUGACUCUGCAGAUUUGGAAUAUGGCACACAGCAGGAGGAACCAGUUCGGUACCACGAGGCCUGGCAGAAUUUAUGCAGCGCUCAUGGCAUCUUGGUACCUGGAGGUUUUGGUAUUCGAGGUACAGAGGGAAAGAUUCUUGCCAUAUCUUGGGCCAGAAAACAGAAGAAGCCUUAUUUAGGUGUGUGUCUCGGAAUGCAGCUCGCAGUUGUGGAGUUUGCGCGGAAUGUCCUCGGAUGGUUAGAUGCAAAUUCUACUGAAUUUGAUUCUUCUACAAGCCACCCAGUGGUGAUCGACAUGCCAGAGCACAAUCCUGGAGAAAUGGGAGGAACCAUGAGACUUGGCAAGAGGAGAACAAUACUCAAGGAUUCAAGUUCAGUGUUAAGAAGGCUCUACGGGGUUCAGGACUAUGUUGAGGAGCGUCACAGGCAUCGAUACGAGGUAAACCCCGAGCUGAGAAACAACUUUGAGGAUAAGGGCUUCCGAUUUGUUGGGCAGGACGUGGAAGGAGAACGGAUGGAAAUAAUAGAACUGGACGAUCACCCUUAUUUUGUCGGGGUUCAGUACCACCCAGAGUUCACCUCUCGGCCCAUGAAGCCUUCACCCCCUUAUUUCGGGCUGUUGCUGGCGGCUGCAGGAAAACUUCAGAGCUAUUUGCAAAAGGGAUGCAGGCUGUCGCCCAGGGAUACUUACAGUGAUCACAGUGGCGGUAGUUCCCCAGAUUCUGAAAUUGCCGACUUAAAGCUGCCAUCCAUCUCACUACACGAAUAACAUUUUGUCUGGUCGUUGCUUAUGUUCUACCGAGCUGUGGAAAUUGGGACAUUUUUGCUGAACGGUGCAUUUCAUUCUGCAGUGUUACUCUAUCGGGGACUUACCACUUAAGUCCGUUACCUUACUUACUCUGUUCAAUUAGUUCUUGCAGAGCCAGAGCUCAUGGAUUUUUUUGGAUGUAUUUAACAGUUUGCUGUAUUACUGCCAAGCAGUAGGGCUCGAUCAAGGUUACUUUCAUUUACUUUGUUUGAGAUAUAUAUUUUUUAGUUUUCUAUAAAUUUCCAAAAUGCACGUAUUUGGAAGUAGGAAAAAAAAAGCACACAAAUGCAAUCAAAAGUAGAACGGAGGAAGAGAAAACACUGAUCAUGUGAUAUGUAGUGUUUAACUCCCCAACAACCAGUGUUUAUUCUGAAAACUUAAGAGGUUUCCUAAACCCGUCAGCAACUAUUAGACGAAGGCGAUGCGAGGCAUCACUGAAUGGAAGGUUUCCUCCUCCCCCCAUUUGUUAAACAAGACGCUUUAAUGGGCUUUUGUUCAUCCUGACCUUUCUAUCACACGCAUCCAAGACCUUCCUCUUCGAUCGUGCCUACUCCCAACCCCCCCCCCCCGGCUUAGCAUCGCGUCAAGCACUCUGGGACUCUACCCUACGUGAGAGGCGCCUCAUAAAUGCGAGUUGUUGUUGUCCCGCCAUGUUAUAACGCAAUAUUUUGACUCCAUAAAAUUAGACUGUUAUAACAGGGCAUUGCAGCCAUGUUGGUCUUCUCGCUCAAGCUUUUGAGAUCCAUCUAUUUAAGAGUCUCCCGUUAUAUUGGAAUGAAUUAGGGACGAGAGAAAGAGAGAGAAGGGAGCUUUCACUUUGUGGCUGGUUGUGGGACGUUGGCUGCUUCACCUGCGAACAAAAUACAGUCGCAAUGCUUUACGGUAAAUCCUGACAAAAGUGUUUUGAGACACGUUUCAUCCCCCCCUCACCUUGGUGUGAAAGGCGCUGUAUCAAAUGCAAGGAUUAGAAGCAAAAGUGGCUGUAACAAACAAAACAGUGAAUAAAUUUUCUCUCUCUAUCUGCUUGCCUGCACCUCAUUUCAAGCAAACCUCGAGAGGGAGAGCAGCAGACUUGAGCCUGUGUGAAAAAUGUAACUACUGUACAUGUGUUUUUUUUUACCUAUUGUGCAAAAGAGAGCAAUAUUGUCUGAUUGAGUGAUUUUUCCAAUAAAUUAAUGGGAAGAAAUCAAAA